Molecule: messenger RNA, 1058 nt
Organism: Olea europaea var. sylvestris
Lineage: Eukaryota; Viridiplantae; Streptophyta; Magnoliopsida; Lamiales; Oleaceae
Product: NAC domain-containing protein 21/22-like
Exons: 3
Coding region: 47-934 (295 amino acids)
Biological process (GO): regulation of DNA-templated transcription
Molecular function (GO): DNA binding
Source: RefSeq, a predicted model, not a curated record
CCUCAAACCUUCUCUCUUUCUCUCUCUCUCUCUCUCUAGAAAAAAAAUGAGCAGUUUGAGCAUGGUGGAGGCAAAGCUGCCGGCGGGGUUUAGGUUCCAUCCAAGAGAUGAUGAACUUAUAUGUGAUUACUUGAUGAAAUGGGUGUCCACAAGCGGUGGAGGUGGUGGCGCCGCUUCUGGACAUGGCCGGCCUCCUCUACUGAUCGAAGUUGACCUCAACAAAUGUGAACCAUGGGACAUUCCUGAAAAUGCAUGUGUUGGAGGCAAAGAUUGGUACUUUUACAACCAACUUGACCGGAAAUAUGCGACUGGAUCAAGAACAAAUCGAGCCACUAUUUCUGGAUAUUGGAAGGCAACUGGGAAGGAUAGGGCAGUACUUCGAAGGGGUACUCUAGUCGGUAUGAGAAAGACUUUGGUAUUCUACGAGGGUCGGGCACCCAAAGGGAGAAAGACAAGUUGGAUUAUGCACGAAUUUCGCCUCGAAGGACCCCUUGCUCCUCCUAAAUUUAUUUCUCCUGUUAUGGUAGAUUGGGUGUUAUGCAGAGUGUUCAACAAAAACAGAUCAGAACUGUGUGCCAAACAAGAAUUGGGAAGCACUCUUCCACCAUUAGUUGAACCCUACAUUACCUUUGACCAAGUUGAUGAGCAAGUGUCCUGCUUCUCCAUUCUUAUCCCAAACCAAACAAACCCUAAUUUCUCAAACCUCGCCCAAAUGGAUCAAGAUUUGUCCACUUUUCCACAUCAACUUGGAGUGCAUAGUAAUUCAAACCCAUGUUAUGAUAAAAAGCUGGUGACUGAUGUUUUGGAGCAUGUUUUCACGAGGGACACAAUGAACCCUAACACGAAGGGAUCCCCGAGCUUCGGGGAAGGAAGUGCUGAGAGUUACUUGUCUGAAGUUGGCUUCCAACAGCCUCCCGUGUGGAAUUACUAUUGAUUAAUGGAAUUUCAACCCUAGUUUUUGUCUGUAAACUGUUAUAUAUAUGUGUUUGGACUCCAUUAUUUUGAAAGAAUGUAUUUUGAAAUAGCAUAUUGGUGGAUAAUGUAUGAUUAAAAAAUGA